AUGGGGAAUUCUAAGAGUGGGGCACUGUCCAAGGAACUUCUGGAGGACCUGAAGUCCAAUACUAAGUACAACGAGGCCGAGCUGUGUGUCUGGUACCAGUCCUUCCUCAAGGAAUGCCCCACAGGCAGGAUCACCAAGGAGCAAUUUAGGGGCAUCUAUGCCAGCUUCUUCCCUAAUGCAGACCCUACUGAGUACGCAAGGCAUGUCUUUAGGAGCUUUGAUACCAACGCAGAUGGUCAACUGGACUUUAAGGAGUACAUUGUGGCCCUGCACCUUACCUCCGGAGGCAAGACCCUGCAGAAGCUAGAGUGGGCCUUCGCCCUCUACGACGUGGAUGGAAACGGAACCAUCAGCAAAAAUGAGAUCCAAGAGAUUGUUAAGUCAAUAUUUAACAUGAUCCCUGAGGAAGACCAAAAUGACCUGCCUGAAGAUGAGAACACACCUGAUAAGAGAGCAGACAAAGUCUGGGACUUUUUUGGAAAGAAAGAAGAUGACAAGAUUGCAGAGAGGGAAUUCAUUCAAGGAGUGAUGGACAACAAGGACAUCCUACGGUUGAUUCAGUAUGAUGAGCCCCAGAAAAUCAAGGACAAACUGAAGGAGAAGAAACAAUAG
Molecule: messenger RNA, 612 nt
Organism: Salvelinus namaycush (lake trout)
Lineage: Eukaryota; Metazoa; Chordata; Actinopteri; Salmoniformes; Salmonidae
Product: recoverin-like
Exons: 3
Coding region: 1-612 (203 amino acids)
Molecular function (GO): calcium ion binding
Source: RefSeq, a predicted model, not a curated record